This is a messenger RNA of Branchiostoma belcheri (Belcher's lancelet), 630 nucleotides long. Its product is annotated as melanocortin receptor 5-like. Gene Ontology annotation, molecular function: G protein-coupled receptor activity. NCBI's taxonomy places the organism in Eukaryota, Metazoa, Chordata, Leptocardii, Amphioxiformes, Branchiostomatidae. Gene Ontology annotation, biological process: G protein-coupled receptor signaling pathway. The record is from RefSeq and is a predicted model, not a curated record. Gene Ontology annotation, cellular component: membrane.
AUGAAACCAGACAUUUCCAUAUUUGUAUGGUUUUCGUACAUCUUAUGCGGUCUUGCGAUUUGGUCCAUCCUGGGUAAUUGUCUACCAAUCGCGGCAAUCGUCAAGCAGGAGACACUGCACAAACCGGUCUACAUUCUGAUGGCCAACCUGGCAGCAAGUGACAUUUGCACUGGUGUAAGCUUACUCUCCAUGAUCUGUUACCUGGUCCUUGUCUUGAUGCUGGUCUUCAUACCAAUGGCGGCAAUGGGCCUCAAUGUUAGCGUCUUCUGGUGUCUGUGGCAGCAGGUUAGCGCUAUCAGGCGACAAGAAGCCGCAGUGCACGCCCAACACAGCACCAGUAGGAAAUCAUCAAUCACCGUUCUCAUCAUCACCAUUCUGUUUCUAGUAGGGUGGCUGCCAUUUUGCAUCAAAAUCGCCGACGGCAUUGCCUGCAAACAAGACUGCGGCAUCACAGGCCCGCCCAUGCUAGGGUUUGUCAUCGUAAAUUCCGCGCUUAAUCCAAUCGUCUACGGCUUUCGGCUGAAAGACAUUCGCCGUGGUAUUAAGCGUCUCUUCUUCGGUCGUGCCGCAAACGCAUUGCACCCGAAGAAAAGGACAACUGCAUUUGUUUUGACGACGGUUCAAAAAUAA